This is a messenger RNA of Epinephelus moara (kelp grouper), 4225 nucleotides long. Its product is annotated as mastermind-like protein 2. The transcript has 5 exons. Gene Ontology annotation, biological process: positive regulation of transcription of Notch receptor target; Notch signaling pathway. Gene Ontology annotation, cellular component: nuclear speck; nucleoplasm. The record is from RefSeq and is a predicted model, not a curated record. Bases 892 to 3612 code for a protein of 906 amino acids. Lineage: Eukaryota; Metazoa; Chordata; Actinopteri; Perciformes; Serranidae. Gene Ontology annotation, molecular function: transcription coactivator activity.
UGCACCACACGGACAAACGAUUGUCAAUGGACUAUUUGAGACGGAUCUCAAUCGGUUUGUGCGACGGCUCCCUGCGUUUCGGCUGCGUGCUUUGUGACUUGUAAUUCGCAACCAGAUCCUUUUUUUAUCCGGAUGGAAAGAGAAAGACAGAGAGAAAGGACUAAAAUCCAAACAAAAAUGCCGUGAGUCUUGAAGUUUAGUGGAUUUGUCUGUUGGUAGAUUCUCCUAUUCUGGCGACCAGUCGCUGACUUUAAAUUUAUUGCCAGUCUUACUCUUUGAAUUUUGGGACUAUUUCAUAAGUGUGGCACAUUUGAGAUAAAGUAAGAUGACAUUAUACCCGGGUUGUAGCCAUCGAUGAAACUGAAGUUGUGCGUGCUAUGGUUUUGAAUCAUCCAAGGGACUCAUAUUGAAUAUAAUUUAUCUGUGAGCAGAGGUCGAGUCGUUAAGCAAGAGUGGAUUCAUUCCAGCUGUGAAUCCACGAGCCUCUCGUGUUUGUAAAUCAUUUCAGUUUUAAUUAGAAACUGACAUAGUAACACCCCUGAGGAAAAAUCACUAAUAAAAUCCUGCAACAUUGGGACUCUUUAACGCCUCUGUGGAACCCAGUGUGAGUUUAUACUGACCUUAUCUCAGUUCACAGGCAAGUGCCUUUUUAAUCUUUGGCAUCACUGUAACAUCAGUUUGACUAGAUAAUUGUGGAACAUAUCUUCAAACAGAUCUUAAAGGCUACAUUGUCUUUCUCUCAAGCGACUUUGUGCGUGCAGUGUAGUAUUUUUCUUUCCACAUGGGAUCAUAGCUGAGUUCAUACGUCUUGUUCUCUUCCAUGCCCCUACUGUGGUCCAUUAGAAGCUCAGUGGACCUCAGUCUCUACAAACUUGACGGGGACCUGCGGGCAUGGGAGAAGCGACCCCUGCUCAGUCUGCUGCAGGGCCAUUCGUACCCAUGUUGGGUGUUGGUUUAGGAACUAUGCCCGGUGGGGUCGGCAACGGGCCAGUGGCGGCCACCUCCAGAGGCUCUGCGGUUCCACAGCUACACAACGCCAUUGUGGAGCGUUUGCGUGCCCGCAUAGAGCUGUGCAGGAGGCACCACUCCACCUGCGAGAACCGCUACCAGAGGGGUCAAGCCGAGAGUUCGGACCGGGAGCACGAGAGUACGCUUCACCUGCUCAACAUCGUCCAGCAGGGGCCUGGGAACAGAAAGACGAAGGGCAGCCGGGGAUCGAACCAACAACCUCCAGAGUACAGCAGAGCCAAUGGAGAGCAGAAGGGCUCAGAGGGGGAGCAGAAGCUUUCCACGCGCAUAGCGCUUCAAGGAUCUUUGCGAAGGAAGAUUGAGGGACAUGCACCAGGACCAAAGCAGAAUGGGCUCUCCUGCGGUUUCUCCGGAUCAGACUUUAAGCGGGUCCGUGUGGAUGCUGGUGGUAUGGGACACAGACCCUGCAACCAUAACUUAAGCCAGCCUCAUUCUCUGCAGGGGUCCUCAACCAUGGGCAUGCAGAGGAAGAGUUACAUGAUGCCCCAUGGAGUGGGGUCAGACAUAUUCACCAUGACCCUGAAAGAAAUGAAAAAAGAGCCCGUUGAGGCCCAGUCUUGUGGUCAGUCAAACGCAGAGAUGAUUUUUGACUUCAAAGAUGAAGGUGGCGGUCAGAUUGACCCAGAGCUCCAGGAUCUUUUUGAUGAGCUGACAAAGACAGUGCCAACGCUGAAUGACCUGGAGUUUGAGAAGAUGCUGAAGCAGGAUGAUACAUUUGGUUUGGAUCUAGGCAGGCCGAGCUCAGCAGGAGCAGCUGCCAGCCUGUGUUCCCCAAUGGAUAAGCCAAUAAAGAUGGAGCACUCCCCAGAUUUUGGCCAGGUUCAUGGUGGCUCGCCACAGCUUCGACCAGCCUCAGCAGGACCCUCUUUCACACUGACCAGCACCUCUUCUACCACCACGUCGCAGAAAGCUAACACUCAGGCAGGACACCCCAGAGCCCUGCCCUGCUGGCCAGAAAUAUCCCACGCAGAGCAGCUGAAGCAGAUGGCAGCGAACCAACAGCAGCCGAGCUCUCUGCUUCAUCACCACCACCAAACACCACCCGCAGGACUGACCAACUGGGCUCCUGCCAUGAGCACCCACUCCUCCACCAGCGCCUUCCCCCAGGACAAGGUCUCCAGCGCGGCCCCGCUGAGCCAGCAGCGAAUUGGCUCUCAGAGUAAAGGGAUCAACAACUGCCUCUUCAAGUCAAACGGCCACAAUGGUGCCCAUCAUUUGGACAUGAAGGUUCUCAGCACCAAGCCCACGUUGCACUUCAGCCCCAAAGCACCACAUUCUGCCAGCCAGCCGAUGCCUAUCAUGGCAAGCUCAGUGAACAAGGCUUCAGCCCAGCAGCAACAGCCUCCAUCGACCGGCCAGAAUCCGCCACAUUCAGCUCUCCACUUCCAGAACCAACAGAUCCCUACGUCAGGGGCUCUUUGCCUGCAACCCAAGUCGGUUCCUGCGGGGCUGCCUUUUAAACUGGCACAACAGCGACAGGGUGUACCUCCUGGUCCAAGGAUGCCCACCAAUGGAAGCUUAGGGGUCAUGUCAGCUCAGUCGCAGGCACGGCCCCCAGCACCCAACAACCAGCAGAAAGGCCCGGUGAAAACUCAGGCCAUGCAGAGACAGCUUAAUCAACAACAGCACACCAUCGGCAAUUCUGACAAAGACAAUGCACAUGAUCAGUUCAAUCGUCAUCUCACAAGGCCGCCACCUGAUUAUAAGCAGUCAAGAAGUAUGGUGGGAGUUCAGCAAGGGAACAUCUUCACAGGACAAAACUCCACCCAGUCUUCCAGCAAUGGCCCUGAGAACGACCUACAGUCCUUGUCUUGUCACCUCCCAAGUGGUUCAAAGAUGAGUCCUUCACCAUCGGACCGCAGAUUUGGCAUUGGGACUGAUUGUCGUCCGACUUCUUGUAUCGGCCAGUUCCAGCAGCAUAACAAUCAGAAUCGAAUCGGACUAAAUCAAAAUAAAGCUAGGUUCAUGGGGCCAAACGCUCACGGCAGUUCUUUUGGGAUGAACAAUGUAGGAGGUGUACAACACCCGAGAACGACAGCUGACCUGCAUUCAUCAGGGGUACCAGGACAGGGUCUUGGAGGCUUGAUGAAAAUGGGCUGGAGCUCAGCCAACAAGCAAGUGACAACUGGACUUGGUAUUAGGCGGCUACCCAACCCACUGCAGUCUCAGGGUGCGCAGCUGGACAUGCCAAACCAUCCGUAUCAACAGAGGCACAUCGGCCCUCCCAACCAGGUAGCGCCAGACAUUGGGAUGCUCCCUCUUAACCCUUCGCUAAGAGACACAGGCCCCAGACCAAACCAGCCGAUAAUGGGAUCUCCAUCAGCAGUGGGGAGCCUGAACCAGGCCUCUCCGGAACAGAGGGUACCAGCAGGCAACUUUGCAGAGCCCAGUCCGAGCUCUAGCAGCUACCAGAAUAACCGGGCCAAUCGUCUGACCUUUGACUUCCUCCCCGAGGGAGACAACACAGUUCCAGGGAUCAACACAGACUCAGACUUCAUAGACUCUCUUCUCAAGUCUGGCUCUGGGAAUGAUGAUUGGAUGAAAGAUAUAAAUUUGGAUGAGAUUCUGGGCAGUCACUCGUGAAUUUGGGUCACAGAUUGCUAAAAAUCAACCCGCAGCUCAAAGUAUAGAGGUCAUGGAUGUAAGGUGUAACAUUUGUAAAUAAUGUUAAAAAGGAAUUUUAUAAACUCAUAUUAUUUGUUAUCCAAGUAUACUGUAUUGUUUUGUAUUGUAUUUACUGUGAAAGGAGUUGUGUUCUGUCUUUAGUAUUCUGCAUAUUUUAUUCCUGGUGUAUUGGCCAACAAACUACUUUUCUUUGCAGUCACUGUUUUUGUGGUCUGUUUGUCAUACUCAUGCUGUAGUGCUGUCAUUUAGGACACAAUACCAAAUUCACACUGUGGAGAGAACAUUGCUGUGCUGCUUUCAAGUUCAUCUCGGUAUUCCAAGUUCAGUUUCUAAAUCUGCAUCCACUAUUUAGCAUGAUACGAUAUUUACCUUCAGACGUUUUGCUACCAUACACAGAGAAUCUUGCCACCACCAAUGUUUUCUUACUAAUUGUUCAAGCUUUUUCAUCUGUGGUAGUUUUUGAUGCAAUUUAAGUAAUGUAACCAUUCUUUUUUUGUUUCAUGUGAUAUUUAAUAAUUAUUGGGAUAGUAUUAAGACAUUAUAAUACAUGUAAUUAAUAAAAUUGAUUUGA